AUGGAUACUCAAUCACCAAAUAUCAUGCAUAAAAGCACUGAUUUAAGCACUCAACAAAAACUAUUUUGUCUUUGGCGCCGGAUGUUCGUGUUUUGUUAUUAUAAACGUUCUUUUGGAAAGAUAACGACUUGUCAAGAAAACCAAACAGGGUCUUCUGUUCUACACAAGUAUUUGCUUCACGAAUUCAAUUCAAUCACUUCUCGUCUAAGUUUUCAAAAUGAAGACACUUGUUGGAAAACCGUCCGUGGUCUUAGGAACUUCUUUAGUCUAUUUGCAGCAGUAUUAGUUAUGGAAUCUGACAAGAAUUCGUCAAAUUAUGAUAAUAAGAGUGAAAUCGCCAAUAAACUCUUUGGAGAACGAAUCGAACAUAAUACUCCGGAAAAUCAGCGAGAACGAAAAAGAGCUCGCUUUGAAGUCUGUAAUUCAGAUUCUGGGACAUUUGUGUCCAGUGGUCUCCUAUGGGAUAACCUUGUCAACCUUACCAAUAACAAUACAAAAUUCGGUUGCUUAUGGUGGCUUAUUAUUGAUUGGAUUAUGCGUUUUAUGUGGCAAAAUACUUUGAUCAUACGUUCUGAAGGCAAAAAAUAUGAGUUAUAUAGUGAUAUUGAAACUCUUCUUAAGAUCAUCUCAACUUCAGUAAAGGUUAACCGAAUAGCAUUAGCAAACGAAUGUUUGGUUACCAUGUUACAUACACUUGUCGUCUUAUUGAAUUACGAAUUAUACCAAGGCUCAAUUUCUCAUGUUCCAUUAGAUAGUGUGUUAUCAGCUUAUAAUGAAAUAUGGGAGUUUGCUGUUAGUUUAUUUGAACAAUGUUCUUUACAACGGAAUCGUUUACAAGGUCAUAAACGUGAAGGUUCUUUGUCGGGUUACCGGUUUCUAAAUCAUGAUCGAUUAGUAUGUAAUCUUCUGUCAGCUUUAUUCUGCCUUCACAAUUCUACCAAAAACAAUCAUUUUCAGUGUGUAAAUGUAUCUAACAUUUGUUUGCGCAUAUUUACGUCGCUAAUGAGAUGUUUAGAUUUAGACACUAGUCAUUUGAACAAUUCACCAUGGCGUGUUCGGCUGAUUGUUUUAAUUAGUACUUGCUUAAAAUUACCGCGAAACUUGAUUCCUUGUGAUAUUUUUUUAAGUGUUUCUACUAUCCCUAAUGUUCUAUUAUUUAAUCCGGGUAUUCUUUUUCUAUUAUACAAUUAUACAAAAGUUUGGAACACUGAUGAUGAUCUUGCUGAAAAGAACACGACAGUUGUGCAGGUACCAACAGAAAUAAGUAUUUUACUAACUGGUAUUCUAUGGGCAUAUAAAAUCUAUUUAAUAAAUCAAUUUACUCCUACUAUUCAUUCUUCUAACCCAUGGUUUCAUACAGGAAGUAAUCUGAAUCAACCAUUAUUUAUUCACACUCGUUUGAAUGCAAAUUUAUCACUCACAGAUGAAAAUAUAUUUAGUUUAGUUGUUUUCUUAGCUACAGAGUUAUCAUUCAUUCGAUACAAAUUUUAUUUUCUCAAAAAGAAAUGUAAAUAUCUGGAUGAGUUACCAUCAUGUUACGCAGUUAUGUUAGAGCGAGUUUUGAAACAAAUACUAGACAAUUUAAUAUCCAGUAAGUAUCAAUGGUGUGAUUCAGUAAAAAAUGACAUAACCAACUUUUCUGUUCGACUUAAUACGGAUGAUUUUAAUCAAAAAUUUAAAAAGUUGGAAAUGUUUGUUAAAUCUUUAGAAAUUCUAUUGGAAUUAUUAACGUCUAGCAUAGACGAUAUAUCAUGGAUCUCAUCAUCACAAUUAAAUCAAUUAAUACUUUUGUCCACCAGUUAUUUCAGCUUUUCAACAUCUGAACAAUUAAUUUCUGAAAAUACAUUUCAACCAUUAGAUGUUUCUAGUCAAGUGAAGAAGACUAAUUUUGGUGACGAACAUUUCGAGGAUACUGAUUGUUCUGUUCCUGUUGAAAUAACAAAUAAUGAAGAUAACUCAGAAGAAAUUAACUCACGUAAUAAUUUGUAUCAUUCAGUAAAAUUUCAAAUCUUCAAUUCAUUAUUUUUAUUUAGUCUUCGAUGUAAAAACAUAAGCUUACUAAAACAAAUUUAUCAGUCAUUGCAUGAAUCAAUGUCUAAAAUUGUUUUAAAUGAUCAUGAUUCUAUUAAAUGGUUAUCUAAACUUACUAGAAACAUAUCUCAAUCUAUGUAUAAAACAUUUUCUGAUAAAAAUUAUGAUAAUAAUUUAAACAGUGAUUUUGUUGAAAUGAUUACUUACUUUAUUAGUUCUAUAGUAGAUAGUAUUCGUGAAAUUCUGAAAUCUCUUCUAGCACGUUGCAGUCAAUAUUUGUGUAUUAAUUUAAUUGUUAAAUUAAUUCGUUCACUUUGUAUGCUGUCAAAUAGUAUGGUAUAUAUAUAUGUACUCCAAAAUCAAGCAAAUUUAAAUCUUGAAGAAAUGGGUCAUUGGAAAUUGAUCGGUCAACAUAUCGAUCAACUGAUUCGAACUGUUUGGUCUGUUGGUUCUAAAUUCUCUGGGAAAUCUUUACAAGGUUUCGAAGUCGCUACUGUAGAUUGUUUUAACUUUUGGAUAAAUCUUUAUUCCUCAAACAUUAUUGAUAAACAAAAUAAUCCAGAUUAUUGUCUAGUUCCAACAGUUCAACAUAUUGUACCUAUUGCAGCUUUUCAAUUAGCGAAAUUUCUCCAAAGCCUAAUUGUGAAAUUGGAAAAUUUUUCCUGGUGUCAAAUCAAUCAUUGUGCUAUUCUACAGCUUUGUCAAACCUUACUUCAAUCGCUCACAUCUACAAAAUUCAAUUUCAUAUCAUUAAAAACAGAAACUGAUACAACAUAUCCGUCUGUCAAUCUGAAUUUCACAGUUUAUAUAUAUUCAUUAAUCUUGAAACUCUUAACUGUCCUGUCUACUCAUACUAGUACUAUUAACGGUAAUCAGUGUCCUUCAUCAUCAUCGGAUAGAAUUCUAUCUAUGCUAUAUCCUGAAUUAGAAUGUCUAACUGAUAUCAAGAUGAUUAGCUCUCUUCUUACUGAUCAUGUUCCUGAACUGGUGGGUGAUAUUCUUAUCCAUUCAAUUAUGCAGAAUAUGGAUGAUAACAGUAGACUUCCACAAUGGCAUAUAAUCACAGAAUUGUGUGGCGGAUCUAAGCUUACUCAUACAACUUUAUUAAAAGCAACAAAUUUAUGUAAACUAAUUCAUUGUUUGCUUGAAUUACGCGUACUUUAUGAUAUGCCAAACAAAUCUACUGGCUCUUCACAAUCUCUUACAAGUCAUCACUAUCUUGGAUCAUUUCUUAUUAAUUGCCUAGCCAAAUUAUACAUUAACUUAAAUUAUGAUCAAUUGGCAUCUACUAAUAAGAUUCCAGAUACAAAACAACAUCAUUUACAGUAUGCCUAUGAUCUGAUUAGUUCUUGUCAUAUUAAUUCAGACUUAGUCAAUCGUCUUUAUCAAAUUGGUGUACAGUUUCUUUGUCCACAGUCUACUGUUAAUGUAUCACAUCGUUUAAUACCUUAUUGUUUGCGAUUAACGUGUUGGUGUGCAAUAUCGAAUCUCAUUAUAUCUUUACUAUUCAAUAUCACCUCAUCAUUUGAUUCUGGUGAUGAUGAUGAUGAAUUAAGAUUAGUGCGAGAGUUUUCUGUCUGGAUUUUUGUAAAUGGGCACGUCAGUCUACUGGUUAGUGAUUUAACUCGUAUUGAACACCUUGAUGAACUUCUUGAUUCGUUUCAUUAUCUAUUCGUUAAAAUUCGUUCAUUCUCCUUGUUUCAACAAAAUUCAAAGUUACUCAUUAGUAUACAUCAUUCAACUGUGUAUACGCUUAGAAAUUUAGCUAAAAAUCUCUUGCAGUCAAACAAACAAUUUCAGUCUACUUAUCCUGAUGAAUUGAAACGAUCACUUUUAAAAAAGGUGGCAUCGGUUUUAAACUUACUUGUCGGCGAAAAUAAGCCUUCCAUUUUCAAUGAAGCAGUACGUCAGUUAUGCGAUUUUCCUGAUACUGAAAAAUGUAACUGCAUCGAUUCCUCAUCCACUGAUACAUCACACGUUUCAUUUUUUGAAGAGUAUGGAAAAUCUCUUAGCUGCCUAUCAACACGUAAUGGAGAAAAUAUUCAACAGUUCUUACAAAUAAUUUCGAAUGAUUUGGAAUUAUUUCACAUCGUUCAUUCAUCCCAAUUAUUAGUUUAUCCUAUUAAAAUGUUUGAAGAGUUAUCUUUUAAUAUGUCAACUAUGUUUAAUGUUAUACAAGGAAAUAAAUCAACAUUCAAAUUUGAUAUGCUAUUUCAACAAGUAAAAUCUUUACUAAUGGAACAAUCUACAGAAAAUAAGCAAAGGCAUGUUGGUUUGAUGGUUACAAAUACGGAUAAUGUAGGAAAUGGUGGAGAUAUGACAGAAAUAGAUUUUUCUAAUAUGACCAAGUUAACGAAUAACUUGGAAACCAUUCUGAACCCUUCAAAACCUGAUAAAUGGUUCCAGAGAUUACCGACCCUUUUGGAUUCUAAGAUUGAAGGAUCUACUCUACAUUGUUUCAGUCUUUUAAAACAAGUCACGACUUCUUUCACUCUCUCAAAUUUCAAUCUUAUAGAUCCUGCAAGUAGAGGUUUUAACUAUGGAGUUCCUGAGAGUGAUGAUUUUCUAGAUCCUAUGCUUUAUGUGAAACAACAGAUUUUAUCAACUAUUGUCUGUGCAAUUUGUAUUCCGAAUUCAUUAAUUACUUUGAGUGCAUCAGAAGUAUUACAUGGAUUGUUUGAUCAGUGUUCUUCUUUGGUCAUUUCGUUACUGACACACUCCAGUGAAAAUCAGUUACCAACAUAUCUACAUACUAUUCUAGCUCCUUAUAUCCAAGGAACUGAUAUUUCUAGUCGAUCUACAUCAACUCGAAAUAAAAAUUCCGUAUCACUUAUUCAAAAACUGAAUCUUAAAGAGAAGGCCCAAAUUUUGGAAAAAUUACCAGUGUUAACCAAUAAAAUCCGAUUGUUUUUGGAAAAUAGCUUGACAAUAUGUUGUAGUGCUACAAAUUUUCAAUCGUGGUUGAUGGAUUUUGUCAUAUGGUUCCUAGAAUCAGGCUUAAUUCAAGAUGAUUUUCUUAUAUGCAUUAAACCGUUUUUACAUUUUUCCUAUGAAUUAACUGAAAAACUAUGUUCAUGGCUAAUCGCAUAUUAUCUUAUCAGAAUCGGAUCAAACAACACAGUGGAUAAAAGCAUGCAACAGUUUAAUUCUGAUCUCUGUGAUGGCAUCACAACUUGUUUAUCACAUGAUGUUAAUAGUUUGCUUACUGAAUUGCCCCGGUUUCAAAAAAUAUUGCUUGAAACUCUAGUUGCUUUCAAUCAUUUUAUUCAGUGGAUUAAGAGAUCAGGAGAAAAUAUAACUUUAAAUCCUUCAAUAACUAUCAAUUGGUUGUGUGCUGCCGAUCGAGCUACUAUCCUUAAGAGACCUCAAGAAGCUCGUUUAUUUCUGGAAUUAGCCUGGUUAUCAGAUAAUUGUCCCGAAGAUUGGAUUACAACUAAUGAAACGACGUAUCGUAUUUGGGUUAAUCUUUGUCGUUUAUCGGGAGAUUUAAUGGGUUUAAUUGCAUCUCAAACAAGUUUUCUAACCUGGAUUAAUUCUGCACAAUCAUUUAAAGAGAAAUCUACACAUUUUGACGUUCAUCCUCUUUUAGAUAAGACAAAAUUAGCUGUUCAUGAAUUAUUGGGCAAUUGGUCUUAUUUACUUAGUUGUUAUGAUAAAUAUGAUCUAAAUGAAGAGCUGGAUUCUUCAUCAAAUAGUGUACAUUCUAAGUUGGCUUCAUGCUUACAACACUUAGGUGCUAAUCGACUAUUUGAAAAAUUCAGUCGUAAUGAUUCGAUAGAUUUAACAGCUAGUAAACAGUCGGAUUUAACAUUAAAAGAACUACGAUCAGCUGCUGCAUGGCGUCUAAACCAAUGGGAUAACAAAUUAGAUGAUAUUUCUAAUUUAGAUUGUUCAUAUUCUCAUUCGGUUUGUCCACCUACAAAUUGGAAGAAUUGUGGUUUAGAAACUUCCUUUUACUGGCUUUUACGAGCUGCUUCACAAUCGGAUUGGUGUAGAGUAUCAGAAAUAGCUACUGCUCAAAGUGAAUGUUUUAUUGAAGAAUUAUAUUCAGAUACAAUACAAUUUAUCUCAUCUGAUCAAUUAAUUUUAUAUGGUCAAAAAAUUAAUUUUUUAAAUAUUUUAAAUAAAUUAAGUAAUCAUUUACCAUAUAAACACAAUUACAAUUAUUGUUUACAAUUAAUAUUAAAUUUAUUUAAUUAUUCAUUAAAUUGUAUUAAUUUCAUAACUACUACUACCAAUACUACUGAUACUACAAAUUAUACUCAAUUAAAUCAAUCAAUAUUUAAUACAUUAGAACCAUUUUUAACUUUAUCAAUUAAUUUCAUUCAAUUAAUAUUAAUAAAAAAUAUUUUUAUUAAUUCUAUUAAUAAUCAAUUAAAAGAUUUAUUAAUUUUCACAUAUUUUUAUUAUGCUGAAAUAGCAACAAUAAAAUCAUCAAAUAUUUAUUUUAUAAAAAAUUAUUUAAAUAAUGCAAUUUAUUGUCAAAAUUUAUUUAAAAAUAAUUUUAAUAAAAGUAUAAAUUAUCAUUGGCAAAAUUUAUUAUGUAUAAAACUUCAAUCAUAUUUAGAAAGAGAACAAGGUGAUUAUGAUUUAUCUAUUAGUCGAUUACAAUCUGGUUUACAAAUUGUUAAUAAAAUGGUAGAACAAACGGAUAAAUCAUCUGAACAUUUAGGCGGUUAUAUUAAUUGCUAUAUUCAUGGUAUAACUGUUUUAUGUAAUUGGUUAUAUGAAUCUCGAACAAAAAGUGCCACUGAUCUCUUGCUCAACUAUAUUAACCCUGCCAUUAAUUUAGCUCAACGUUUAAAAUUGAAUCCUGAUGCGAAUGCUUUUAUGAGUUUGGCUAAAUUCUCCGAUGCGCAAUUCACUACUUUAAAUUCAUACUUAACAUCGUCCAAAUUCGCAACUAGACAAAACUUUCUCACACAAGCUCAAAAGGAUGUUGUUGUCCUAUCAGACUUAGGCAAUGGUUGUAACACUUAUUUUAUAAAAAAUUCUAUUAAUCUAUAUAGUAUAGCACACAAAAGAAGCAGUCGUUUAUUACGGUUACUUCAACGUCAAUCAGCUCUGGAAAUUGAUGAACUAACUGCAUUGACAACAGAUGCUGAUCAUUUUUUAGAAGCUAGCAUUGAUGCUUAUGCUCAGUGUUUAAUUCUAUCUGAUGAUCAUAAUUUAUCGAUUUUUCGCUUCAUUUCUCUUUGGCUGUCUUCUAUCAAUUCAAAGUUUCAAAAUAGAGCUUCAAAAAUCAACAAGAUUAUGUCAGAACGUCUACCAAGUAUUCGAGCUGAUAAAUUUCUUCCUCUUGUUCCACAAUUAGCAGUUCGAUUAUCCAGUAAAUGUGAUGCUGACUCAUCUUUUCAAAAUAUUUUAAUGAAACUAAUAGAACGAAUGGUAGACUGGCAUCCUCAUCAUUCAGCAUUUACUUUACUAUUUCUUGUCAAUGCUAAGUUAGAUGAUGAUGAUAAUAUUAAUAAUAAUAAUAAUGGUAGUCAUCAACGUUCAACUCGUGUAAAUUCAUUGAAAGCAUCUACUGAAACAAUUCCUAAUCAGUCAUCCACAGAGCUAAGUUGCCGUAUACAAGCUGCUCAACAACUUUAUAACCGAUUAUCUAUUGGUCGACGCAAAGAACUUUUAUGUCAAAUGAAAUAUUUAGCUGAAGCUUAUGUUGACUGGGCAAGUACAGAUGUUGAUAAAUAUAAAACAAAUACAGGUAAUAUCUCCCUUCCAAAUGGAUGUAAAUUGUAUGGUUUGGUAUCACCAAGUUUACAACGUUCUUCACGUCGUACUAUGGAUUGUUUGCUGGAGCUUGUCGCACUACCAACAUGUACUUUCCGUGUUGAUCGAUCAGGGACAUAUCCGAAUUCUAGUUUAAUUCGUGUGGCAGGAUUCUCUCCCGACUUUCGUCUUGUCGGAGGAAUUAAUUUGCCAAAAGUUAUCAGUUGUUUAGGUACCGAUGGGAAAUUGUAUCGGCAGUUGGUGAAAGGUAAAGAUGAUCCAAGACAAGAUGCAGUUAUGCAACAGGUUUUCACUGCUGCUAACUGCCUUUUAACAAAAUAUGGCAAAUUCAAUAAGAUUGAUUUACCACACUCUUCAACUUCUCAAGUUAAUAUGCUUAAAUAUCGUGCUAACUGGCUGGAUAUGGAUAAUGGACUUCGCAUACGCACCUAUAAGGUUAUACCAAUGGCUCAGCGUAGUGGUGUUAUAGAAUGGUGUGAAGAUACUGUACCAUUAGGUGAUUGGUUAGCCAAUGAGCGUACUGGUGCUCACCAACGCUAUAGACCCCAUGAUAUGCCCCCGAUUCAAGCUAAGCAGCGUUUGGGAGUUGUCAAAGAUAAAACUCCUGAUCGUAAAUUAGUAGCAUUCAAUGAAAUAUGUGAAAAAUUAAAACCAGUGCUUGCUUAUUUCUUUUUGGAACAAUUUCCUAAUCCGCAAAAUUGGUUCAUCUCUCGAAUGGCCUAUAUUAGAUCGAUCGCUGUGACUAGUGUAGUUGGUUAUCUUGUUGGAUUAGGCGAUAGACAUCCCCAUAAUUUAUUAUUACAUAAAUCUACCGGUGAAAUUAUUCACAUUGAUCUUGGUGUGGCUUUCGAUCAAGGUCGACUUUUACCAACUCCAGAAAUGGUUCCUUUUCGAUUAACUCGUGACCUUGUUCACGCUUUAGGUCCAUUAGGUUUACAAACAGGAUUUAUUCCAGCUGCUGAAGCUGUAUUACGAGAGCUUCGAAAUGGAUCUGAUGUUAUUCUGACUUUAUUGCAGGUUCUCCUUUUUGACCCAUUAUAUUCUUGGUCUUUAUCACCAGCUCAACUAUAUGCGCUUGAAGCUAAACGAGCUGAAAUUAAUACAACAUUAGACAAGUCUAAAUCAUCAAGUUACUUUUUUAAUGAUCAAUAUAAGAAUAAUAAAUCUAUGAAUAAAGAAAAUUUCAAAGUGAAUACAUUACAACCAAAUGAAAAUAGUCUCAUCUUUCCUAGUAAUCAACAGUUAUGUAAUACUAAUAUGAUUGGUGAAAAAGAACCAGUCAAUCAACUUGCUGAACGUGUCCUACUUGGUGUAAAAGGCAAACUUCAAGGUCUUGUCAGUGGGAAUUUAGUUGUUAAUUCAAAUGAAACUUCCAGCAACUGUAGUGGUGGUCUUGAUCAACUCGAUGUUGCUGGACAUAUUGGUUUGCUUGUUCGCGCAGCUACAGAUUAUUCAAAUUUAUCACGAAUGUACUUUGGUUGGCAAGCUUACUUAUAA
This is a messenger RNA of Schistosoma margrebowiei, 9261 nucleotides long. The record is from the annotation of a GenBank genome assembly. Lineage: Eukaryota; Metazoa; Platyhelminthes; Trematoda; Strigeidida; Schistosomatidae.